AUGGCCACACCAUUCCUUAUCUCCUACCCCUCCACCCCCACCUCGGGCCUCUCGCUCAAGCAGAUCGCCUACUUCGGCCGGGUGCUGGUGAAGGUCUCUACUCUCGCGGAAGCAGAACAGUUCCUGCGUCAAAACUUCCGUCACCUCGAUGUCUUCGUUGACGCCACCUCCAUCACUUCCGCUGGUGAUCUGGUCGACAUUCUCAACGCUGGUGCCGCCAAGAUCUUCAUCACCAUUGACCAAUUGAAUGCACUCUCCCAGGAACAGUCCGUUCCCUCAUCACGAUUGAUUGUCAACGCCUUUACCGCCGAUCAACUGGAGACCGUCCUGUCUUGGACUCGCGAAAAUGCCCCCGAACGCACCGAUAUCAGCGUCUGCACCGAACCUUCUGCCGCCACUACCGCCGCCACAAUUCUGAACAUUAGCUCCGAUUCCUCACGUCUCUUUGUCAACUAUGGUGAGAAGGGGAUUGUGGAGGGUCCCUUGAAGCAGGUUAUGCAGGAGGGUGCUAUUGCUAUUAUUCCCUCCAACUUGUUGACCGUUGAGCGGGAUGCGCCGGGUCAGCUUUCUGCCGCUAAGCUGCUAUCUUCGCGCGCUGUCACAGACCAGGCCAAUGGCCUGUAUGCCACAUCUGUUACCGAUGAGCGUGGAUCCUGUCUUGGUUUCGUUUGGAGCAGCGACGAGAGUAUCGCUGAGGCUCUGCGCACCGGUACCGGAGUCUACCAGAGCCGCAAGCGCGGAUUAUGGUACAAGGGCCAGUCAAGUGGCGAUGUCCAGGAAUUGAUCCGCAUUGGCUUUGACUGCGAUGCGGACUGCUUCGUAUUUGUUGUUAAGCAGAUCGGACGAGGCUUCUGCCACCUCGGUACGGAAAGCUGCUUUGGCGCCUCGGCUGGUCUGUCGCGUCUUCAGAAGACCCUCCAGGCUCGCAAGGCCGAUGCCCCAGCCGGUUCCUACACUGCUCGCUUGUUCAAUGAGCCCAAGCUCGCCGCGGCCAAGAUUAUGGAGGAGGCCGAGGAGCUGUGCACUGCUACAACCAAGGAGGAAAUUGCUUUCGAGGCCGCCGACUUGCUGUACUUUGCUCUGACCAGGUGUACUGCCGCUGGUGUUACUCUCGAGGACAUUGAGCGCAACCUUGACCUUAAGAGCUUGAAGGUUAAGCGGAGAAAGGGUGAUGCUAAGGGUCCCUGGGCUGAGAAGGCCGGACUGGCUGCUCCCCAGGCUAAGCCUACUCCUGCUCCUGUCCCCACUCCCGCCCCUGUUGAGGACCGCUCACGCAUUGAGAUGAAGCGCAUUAACACUACCUCAACGUCCGCCGCUGAGGUCAGCGAGUUCCUUAAGCGUCCUUCUCAGAAGUCAAAUGACGCGAUUGUCGGUCUGGUCAAGCCCAUUAUCCAAGAUGUUCGUGAGCACGGCGAUGCCGGCGUACUCAAGUACACUCACAAGUUUGAGAAGGCCACCUCGCUGACCUCCCCCGUUAUCAACGCUCCUUUCCCCGCCGAGCUUAUGAAGCUCAGCCCUGAUGUUCAGGAGGCCCUUGAUAUUUCUAUUGGUAACAUUGAGCGCUUCCACUCUGCGCAGAAGAGCAGCAAUGAUACUCUGCAGAUGGAGACUAUGCCCGGUGUUGUCUGCUCUCGUUUCUCCCGUCCUAUUGAGCGCGUUGGUCUGUACAUUCCCGGUGGUACCGCCGUUCUGCCUUCCACUGCCAUGAUGCUGGGUGUGCCCGCCAUGGUGGCUGGCUGCCAGAAGAUUGUCUUGGCUUCUCCUCCCCGUGCCGACGGUAGCAUCUCUCCUGAGAUUGUAUACGUCGCCCACAAGGUUGGUGCUGAGAGUAUCGUUCUGGCUGGUGGUGCUCAGGCCGUGGCUGCUAUGGCCUACGGUACCGAGAGCAUCACCAAGGUUGACAAGAUUCUGGGUCCUGGUAACCAGUUCGUGACUGCUGCCAAGAUGCUUGUCUCCAACGAUACCUCUGCCGGUGUUAGCAUUGAUAUGCCCGCUGGUCCCAGUGAGGUUCUUGUCAUUGCUGACAAGACCUCUGUUCCAGCUUUCGUGGCCUCUGACCUGCUGAGCCAGGCUGAGCACGGUGUCGACUCCCAGGUGAUUCUCAUUGCCGUCGAUCUGAACGAGGACGAGCUGCGAGCCAUUGAGGACGAGGUUGAUGCACAGGCUCGCGCUCUGCCCCGUAUGGAUAUUGUUCGUGGCUCCCUCGAGCACUCCGUCACCUUCGUGGUGAAGGAUAUCAACGAGGCUAUGGCUCUGAGCAACGAUUACGCCCCCGAGCACUUGAUCCUGCAGGUUGAGGGUGCCGAGGCUCUCGUCGAGCAGGUCCAGAAUGCCGGUAGUGUCUUCAUUGGUCCUUGGACCCCCGAGAGCGUUGGCGACUACUCCGCUGGUGUCAACCACUCUCUGCCUACCUAUGGCUACGCCAAGCAAUACUCUGGUGUUAACCUUGGCUCCUUCUUGAAGCACAUCACCAGCUCGAACCUGACUGCUGAAGGUCUUCUGUCCUUGUCGAAGACUGUCGAGACCCUCGCUGCGGUUGAGGGACUUGACGCGCACAAGCGUGCUGUCAGCAUUCGUGUUGCGCACAUGAAGAAGAAUCGCUCUUGA
This is a messenger RNA of Penicillium malachiteum, 2607 nucleotides long. RefSeq names its product histidine biosynthesis protein HIS4. The coding region runs from base 1 to 2607 and encodes 868 amino acids. NCBI's taxonomy places the organism in Eukaryota, Fungi, Ascomycota, Eurotiomycetes, Eurotiales, Aspergillaceae. The transcript has 3 exons. The record is from RefSeq and is a predicted model, not a curated record. Gene Ontology annotation, biological process: L-histidine biosynthetic process. Gene Ontology annotation, cellular component: cytoplasm. Gene Ontology annotation, molecular function: metal ion binding; NAD binding; phosphoribosyl-AMP cyclohydrolase activity.